CGCCGAUUACAACGAAACACCAGCGAUAUAAAACUUUUAUUUGACAAAGUGUCAUAAGGACCGCGUGACGCCGUCGACGCAGACGCCAUUUCGCAAAAAUAUUUCAAGCGAAAGUAAAAUUGUUUACUGUGCAUAAACGAAUAAGCCGUCGUCGUCGCGCAACUCAACGAAAGCGAGAAUCCUCAGCGUCAGGCUGUGCGUUGCUCAUACGCACUGUGUGCCGCCGGAAUUGUGCACUUUCAGCUAUUUGGGCAAAAACAAUAUGAAAAGGUGUUGACUGUGUGUGUGCUCUGCACAUUCAAGUGAAAGUGCCACAGUUUGCAGUAUUUCUGCCUAAGUGAACAUUUUCCUCCAAAAAAUUGCACACGAACAACGAAAACAACAACAACAACAACAGCAGCAGCAAGAAAAACAGGAAGUGCAAAGACACCAAAACCAACAGCACAGCAUGCGCUUGUGGAAGAAUCGAACCAAAAUGCGAAUUGCCAAAAUGGGCAUCACGCUCCCAGCGAGCGCCAUGUGCUCACAAAUGAUGACACAAUUCAUCCUUUUUGCCGUUUUCUACAUAACAAUCGCAUCACAUCCACAGACGACAGUCGCAGCCACCAGCAAUUACGAUGGAAGAGCACAGUUUAGCAGCGUCAGCGACAAGGACAUUGAAAACGACGCAGUGGACACAUCAUCGGUCGAUGCAUACUCCACCGCAGGUCAAGUGUUGUCGCCGUCCUCCCUGCUCCCAGAGGCCGCUGCACUGUCGGCGACAGCCACUCUGGUCGAACCCUAUCUGGAUGGCUAUGCCACGUCCAAUGUGACAACACAAAUUGGCACACACGCCUAUCUGCCGUGUCGGGUGAAACAACUUGGCAACAAAUCUGUGUCCUGGAUCCGACUGCGCGAUGGUCACAUAUUAACUGUUGACAGAGCUGUCUUCAUAGCCGACCAGCGAUUUCUGGCGCUCAAGCAGCCAGACAAAUACUGGACCCUGCAAAUCAAAUAUGUGCAGGCGCGCGAUGCUGGCGCCUACGAGUGCCAGGUCUCCACAGAGCCGAAAGUGAGCGCCCGUGUGCAGCUCCAAGUUGUUGUUCCUCGCACCGAAAUACUUGGUGAGCCGGAUCGCUACGUCAAGGCUGGCAGCAAUGUCGUUCUGCGUUGCAUAGUUCGGGGCGCUCUGGAGCCACCCACAUUUAUAAUGUGGUAUCAUGGCGCUGAGCAACUGGCCGCCGACUCGCGACGCCAUCGCACGCAACUAGAUCCAAAUCUACCCGAGGCCAAUGGCGAUGGCCAGAGCACGAUCGGCUCAUUAAUCAUCGAGUCGGCCAAGAAACGUGAUACUGGCAAUUACACAUGCAGCCCGUCGAACAGCCCCAGUGCGACCGUAACGCUCAACAUUAUAAAUGGUGAAUCAUCGGCAUCGGCGGUAACCUCAUCGGCACCCAUCACCCGGGCAUAUACUGUGUGCAUCGUAGCGCUGCUGUUGAGCGUUCUAAUAAUCGGAGGUGGACAUCGAACAUGACAUGUGACUGGCAAGCCGCUUGUUCGGAAUUUGUAAGCAGCUGCACUGGAAGGAUAUGGAAGCCAGAUAAUUGGCAUCGGUAAGCGAAUACUCUGCCAACAAAAGUAAAAAUUAUAUAAAUAAAUUCAUAGCAACAAUUAUAAGAUAAAUACCACAGACAGAAUAAUCCAAUGCAUGUUGUA
Molecule: messenger RNA, 1695 nt
Organism: Scaptodrosophila lebanonensis
Lineage: Eukaryota; Metazoa; Arthropoda; Insecta; Diptera; Drosophilidae
Gene: dpr11
Product: hemicentin-2
Exons: 7
Coding region: 449-1513 (354 amino acids)
Biological process (GO): synapse organization
Cellular component (GO): neuron projection membrane
Source: RefSeq, a predicted model, not a curated record